Messenger RNA from Arabidopsis lyrata subsp. lyrata, 936 nucleotides. RefSeq lists its product as uncharacterized. NCBI's taxonomy places the organism in Eukaryota, Viridiplantae, Streptophyta, Magnoliopsida, Brassicales, Brassicaceae. The transcript has a single exon. Bases 338 to 733 code for a protein of 131 amino acids. Gene Ontology annotation, molecular function: calcium ion binding. The record is from RefSeq and is a predicted model, not a curated record.
ACGAGAACAGUUCAGCCUACAAAAAAAAAAAACGAGAACAGUUCAAUUCAGAGGGCAAAUUGGUCCAAAAAAGUCUAAAUGGCUAAUUGGUGAGAAGCCCAUGUCACUUUGCCAAAACAUGGUUGAGAAACUCAUUUUCACCCCAAACGUGAAAAUUUCUUUAUUUUUAUUUUAAAAAGGUAGCUUAUAUUCUCUGUGGCAAAACAUGCACGCAACAUAUUACUACGUUAUCGAAUCUUAUACCAUCACCAUUUAACCAAACAAUAAAGAAAAACAAAAUUUUCAAAGAGACUUUUUUCCAAAUUCAGAUCUCAAAACACGAAUUCGAUCAAUCUUCAUGAAUUCUACAAUGAUCGAAACAGUAUUCACAAGCAAAACUCUCAUCGGAUUCAUCUCCGACACCAAAUCAUUCGAAUCCAUAACCGACGACUAUUUCCAGAUUCUAGAUCUAGACAAAAACGGAAUGUUGUCUCCGUCAGAGCUUCGUCAAGGUCUCAACCAUGUUGUGGCGGUGGAAUCUGAAGUCGCUCCUGGAGAAGAGACUAAUAACGUGUACAAUGCGAUUUUCGAGAGAUUUGGUGAAGAUUUGGUUCCAGAGAAAUUUAGGGAUUUGAUUGCAGAGAUUUUGACGGCGAUGGCGAGAGGAAUCGGAAACUCGCCGGUGAUUAUGGUUGUGCAUAAUGAUGGUUUGAUUAUGAAAGCUGUUCUUCAUGAAUCAGAAAAAGGCAAGUGAUGGAGAUUUUAUUUUUCCUUAUGGGAAAAUUUGAUUUAUAAUUUGGUUAUGUUUGAUUUUGAAAUUCGAAUUAAUGUUGUUGAUUGAUAAAAUAUAACAUUGUAAUUUCUUCUAAUUUUUUUUUUUUUUUUUUUACUUGGGAUGAAAUAACCUGGAGAUCUUUUUAAUUUUGGUAAUAUAUUCAGUUAUACGUCGUGUAGCUA